UGCCCAGAUUCCGAGCAAGAGUCCACUUUCAUACGAGAUGAAGAUGUCCAUGGAGCAUGGAGAACCCUGACGAGGGAGGAAGUAUUCAGGUAACAAGGCUAGGAGAGUGAUGGAGAAGGGAUGGCUAGAAAAGCAACGUUUCUUCCCCUAUUAUCAAGGCGAGGUUAAGUUGGGGUCAACAUGCUCUGCUCGUGGGAUCACGCGUUCCAUUGUGACAUCUCGUUAUAUUAUUCAUCACAGGCAGCAGCUGUGACCACCAGUGUGUCUACGAUCAAAGGAGCAGGCGAUCUCCGCCGUAUCUCCGGAGACGGAGAAUUCAAGAUCCACCCCCUGGACGAAAAGACCGACGCACGUUCUUUGUUGGACGAUCAGAAGAUGCCUCUACGUCCGUCACUUAUGAUCUGGUGUGAUUGGUCCAAGGACGGGUCUGUGGCACCCGCAGCCAUGAGCAUUCACUUGCAGACGAGUUCGGAAAUUCCGUUUUGUCGCCGUUGUUGUCUCGGCCGAAGUUGGUGAAAAGGAGAAGAACUAGAUCUCAAUCAACAACCCGUUGCUACUAAUAUCAGCGAGCCAUGGCUACUGUUGGUACAUGCGGCUUGUCUUCCACUUUACAUUCAACUUCGUCUACGGCUUGGUCUUGAGUCCUCGAGCAAUCGUCUUACAACGAACCCGGCCACAGAUCAGCCACGCCAGCCCCUAGUAUGGCGACCCCGCCGACCUCUGGAAAUCGAGUCGACAUAAAGACGGCCACACCUCAUGACCACGAGAUGAGUUCAGCUGACUUUGCCGAGGACUUGAAGACGCAAGCUGAAGAGCAGGAUUCAAUGGACACACGGCAAGCCAGGGUCCAACGACUUGCACGCGAGUUCUCAUUCAGCAGUUCAGGAAGCUUUAGGAGUGAGCCUAUAUUCGGGAGUGAAGACCCGAACUCUCCACUCAAUCCGUCUGGCACGAACUUCAACGCUUUCGCCUGGGCCAAGAAUCUUGCUAGAGCUGCUGAGGAACGUGGGCAGGGCUUCCGUCAGAUUGGUCUCUCUUUUGAGGAUUUGAAUGUCUACGGCUAUGGCACACCUACCGAUUUUCAAAAGACCGUGGCCAACAUCUGGCUGGCCUUGCCGGAGAUGGCCAUGCGGCGACUGAUGCCUCACUCCGAUACUCAUGGUCAGCGAAGGGUCGACAUCCUACACAACUUCAACGGGCUGAUUCGACCCGGCGAGAUGUGUGUGGUUCUGGGCCCCCCUGGCUCUGGCUGUUCAACGUUCCUCAAGACCAUCUCAGGUGACCGCAAUGGCCUCUACGUUGACCAAAACUCACGCUUCAAUUACCAUGGCAUUUCAGACCAGGACAUGCAUUCUGCGCAUCGUGGGGAUGCCAUUUACACGGCAGAAAUGGACGUACACUUCCCCAUGUUGACAGUGUCGGACACGUUGACGUUUGCUGCGCGUGCGCGCUGCCAGAAGGAGCUCCCAGAGGGAAUUACUCGAAAGCAGUACUGUGAUCAUCUCCGCGAUGUCGUCAUGGCUAUGUACGGUAUUAGCCACACCAGUCGUACCAAGGUGGGAAACGAGUUUGUACCAGGAGUCUCUGGAGGAGAAAGGAAACGCGUUAGCAUUGCCGAAGCAACAUUAUCCAACGCGCCGUUCCAAUGCUGGGAUAACUCGACACGUGGUUUGGACGCGGCCAAUGCAAUCGAAUUUUGCAAGACCUUGAGGCUUCAGUCGCAGAUUUUCGGUCAGACUUGCGCGGUGUCCAUGUAUCAAGCACCCCAGAGAGCUUAUGAUCUGUUUGACAAAACCUUACUACUUUAUGAGGGACGUCAGAUCUACUUUGGUCCUGCAUCUCAGGCAAAGGAAUACUUUGUCAAUCUGGGCUUUGAAUGCCCGUCACGUCAGACGACCCCGGACUUUCUCACAUCGAUGACAUUUCCUGCGGAGCGUAUCGUCCGCCCCGGCUGCCAUCCGCCGCGCACCCCGGACGAAUUUGCGGCUGCCUGGACUUGGAGUCCUGAGUAUAAGGCAUUACGGGCAGAGAUCGCCGAGUACAACUCAACCCAUGUCAUUGGGGGCGAGGACGCCCAGACGUAUCUACGUCUGAAGAAAGCUCAUCAAGCUAAAGGCCAAAGCGUGAAAUCACCCUUCAUUCUGACUUACUCGCAGCAGGUCCGUCUCUGUAUGUGGCGAGGCUGGAAGCGCUUCUGGGCGGAUCCAGGGCCAGCGUCUUUCACCCUGAUUGGGAACGGGAUCAUGGCGCUCAUUGCAUCGUCCUUGUUCUACAACAUGAAGGAGACAACAGACAGCUUCAAGGGCCGAGCUGUUGUCCUCUUCAUGGCGAUCCUAUUCAAUGCUUUCGCAUCCAUCCUAGAGGUUAUGACGCUUUAUGCGGAGCGGCCCAUUGUGGAGAAGCAGUCUCGGUAUGCAUUCUAUCGCCCGUCGGCCGAAGCCUAUGCUUCUGUGCUGGUUGACUUGCCCAUGAAAGUGGCCGGCGCUAUCGGCUUCAACCUGGUUUUCUACUUCAUGACCAAUCUGAAUCGCCAUCCUGGGAACUUCUUCUUCUACCUACUGGUGGUCCUUCUUGUCAUUUUCGCCAUGUCGGGGGUCUUCAGAUUCAUUGGGGCUCUGUCCCGUACAGAAACACAGGCCAUGGUACCAGCUUCGGUCAUGAUGCUAGCCCUGCUGAUUGUCACUGGUUUCGUCGUUCCACUCCGCUAUAUGCUUGCGUGGUGUCGAUGGAUCAACUAUGUAAACCCCGUCGCCUAUGGUUAUGAAGCACUCAUGGUCAACGAGUUCAGUGGCCGACAGUUUACCUGCACGUCCUAUGUCCCCAGUUAUGGUACUCCCGGCACGACAAAUGUGGCAUGUGAUGCUAUUGGCGCCAUUCCCGGUCAGUCUACUGUGACCGGCGACGCCUACAUCAACUCGGCCUACAGUUACUAUGCCAGUCACAAAUGGCGUAAUGUCGGCAUAGUUGCUGCCAUGCUGAUCUUCAAUCACUUUGUGUAUUUUGUGGCCAGAGACUAUAUCACGGCGAAAAAGUCAAAGGGAGAGAUUCUUAUCUUCCGCCGGGGCUACGCUCCGAAGCAAGCCUUGAAGGGAAACGAUAUCGAAUGUCCAGUCUCCGGGCCUGUCGCGACUAUCCUGGAAAAGUCACACACUGGCAAUGGGUAUGAUGGCGAAAAGAAUAAGGGCUUUCAAGGCUCCACCGGUGUCUUCCAUUGGAACAACGUGUGCUACGACAUCAAGAUCAAGGGCAAGCCUCGGCGCAUUCUCGACAAUGUGGAUGGAUGGGUGAAGCCUGGCACUCUGACGGCCCUAAUGGGCGUCUCAGGUGCUGGUAAGACUACAUUGCUGGAUUGUUUGGCCGACCGUCGUGGUGGGGUGGGCAUUGUCACUGGUGAGAUGCUGGUGGAUGGAAAACCUCGUGAUGAGAGUUUUCAGCGCAAAACCGGCUAUGCACAGCAACAGGAUCUACAUCUCGAAACGAGUACUGUCCGUGAGGCCCUAAACUUUUCGGCGCUUCUCCGCCAACCGGGGCAUAUCCCAAGGGCAGAAAAGCUAGCCUACGUGGACGAGGUUAUCCAGCUGCUCGAUAUGCAGGACUAUGCCGACGUCGUCGUGGGCGUGCCCGGUGAAGGCCUCAACGUCGAACAACGAAAACGCUUGACGAUCGGAGUUGAACUGGCCGCCAAACCGCCUCUUCUUCUUUUCGUGGAUGAACCAACAUCAGGCCUGGACUCUCAGACCAGUUGGGCCAUCAUUGACUUGCUGGAAAAGCUAUCGAAGGCGGGUCAAUCUAUCCUCUGCACCAUUCACCAGCCCUCUGCAAUGCUGUUUCAACGAUUCGACCGCCUAUUGCUGCUGUCUGAAGGAGGCAAGACAGUUUAUUUCGGCGACGUGGGUGACAACUCUACCACCAUGAUCAACUAUUUCGAGCACAACGGAGCCAAACAAUGUGCCCCCGGCGCCAAUCCAGCCGAAUGGAUGCUCGAAGCCAUCGGCGCCGAACCAGGCAGCCACUCCGACAUCGACUGGCACCAAGUAUGGCUCUCAAGCCCAGAGUACCAAGCCGUGCAAAGCGAACUGGCACGUCUCCGAUCCCAAGGCAAAAACAACAGUGACCAGCCACAUCCCCAUUCGCACAGCGACAAACACGAGCGAGCCUUGUACCGAGAAUUCGCGACCCCAUUAUGGCACCAGUUCCUAGUCGUAACGCAGCGCGUAUUGCAACAAACAUGGCGAACCCCAUCAUACAUCUACUCCAAAUUGAUCCUAUGCACGGCAUCCAGUCUAUUCAUCGGCCUUGUAUUUCUCCACUCACCACUCAGCAUCCAAGGCCUCCAGAACCAAAUGUUCGCCAUCUUCGAACUCACCAGCAUUGUCACCCAACUGAUCAACCAACAAGUCCCACACUUCAUGACCCAACGCUCUCUCUACGAAGUGCGCGAACGACCCGCAAAGACAUACAGCUGGGCCGUAUUCAUGCUCGCCCAAAUCGUCGCCGAGUUGCCCUGGUACACCGUCUCGUCUGUGCUGAUGUACGUGACAUUUUACUUCCCCGUGGGCUUUUACUCGAAUGCCGAACAGGCGCACCAGGCCACCGAGCGCGCAUCGCUGAUGUGGUUGCUGUUCUGGGUUUUCUUGCUCUGGGUAUCGACGUUUGCACAUCUUUGCAUUUCGUCCGCGGGGUCCGCUGACACGGGAGCAAAUACGGCCACCAUGCUGUUUUUCCUGUCUUUCUUCUUCUGUGGUGUGUUGGCCCUGCCGGAUCAGAUGCCUGGAUUCUGGAUCUUUAUGUAUCGGGCCUCUCCGCUGAGUUACUUUAUUUCCGCUGUCUUGUCUACGGGGCUCGCCAAUGUCCAGGUCACUUGUGCGGAUAACGAGUUUACCUUGUUCCAUCCGCCGGCCGGGAAGACGUGUGGAGAGUACAUGGCUGACUAUAUCGAGACGGCGGGUGGGUAUUUGUUGGACCCGGCUGAGAUGCACAAUUGUCGCUAUUGCAGGAUGAAGGACACGAAUGUCUAUCUUCAUACCGUGGGCUCAGAGUAUGUUGACCGAUGGCGCAAUUUUGGGCUGCUGUGGGUCUAUGUUGUGUUCAAUAUUGCGGUCGCGGUGGCCUUGUAUUGGGUCGUGAGAAUGCCAAAGGGGAAGAAGAAGAAGAGUGCUUAAGUGCGGACCGACAUUACAUUUCUACCUGUACUUGUAGGGAACCGGGAAAAUGAUGGUUUGUACGGUAUUGUUGGUGGGGGAGGCGGCGUUGGGUUUUGUGAGGCUUAGGGUUGGUGGUCGAAGAUGGUAGCAUUAUGGCUUGGGAACUCUCCUCUCAAUUCUCACCAAAAGUAUCAACCCCUGAAGAAUAGAUCGCAUCUCAUUCAUUCCACCAAAGAAUCAAUCCCCCUGAAAAAGUACUAAGGUGUUGAAUCAAUCUCCUGAAAAAGUACUAAGGUGUCGAGAUUGUACAGAAUUGUUAAUUAAUGAUAAAGUAUACUUACAAG
This is a messenger RNA of Exophiala dermatitidis NIH/UT8656, 5488 nucleotides long. RefSeq names its product ABC drug exporter AbcA. NCBI's taxonomy places the organism in Eukaryota, Fungi, Ascomycota, Eurotiomycetes, Chaetothyriales, Herpotrichiellaceae. The coding region runs from base 702 to 5162 and encodes 1486 amino acids. Gene Ontology annotation, biological process: transmembrane transport. The transcript has 6 exons. The record is from RefSeq and is a predicted model, not a curated record. Gene Ontology annotation, cellular component: membrane. Gene Ontology annotation, molecular function: ATP hydrolysis activity; ABC-type transporter activity; ATP binding.